Ramularia collo-cygni is the source of this 1869-nucleotide messenger RNA. RefSeq lists its product as uncharacterized. NCBI's taxonomy places the organism in Eukaryota, Fungi, Ascomycota, Dothideomycetes, Mycosphaerellales, Mycosphaerellaceae. The record is from RefSeq and is a predicted model, not a curated record. The coding region runs from base 1 to 1869 and encodes 622 amino acids. Gene Ontology annotation, biological process: regulation of transcription by RNA polymerase II. Gene Ontology annotation, cellular component: nucleus. The transcript has a single exon.
AUGGCGMCCUCGAAGGAUGCUGAGCCCUUCAAGCGGAAGCGAGCGGCAGAGAAUAUUCUGCUGAGCUCUGUCAAGAGGGCACGCAUUCCUAACGAGGACGACAACACCACCGCGGACGAUCAGGCCAACACCAAUACCAAUGCUACCACGGCCUCGAGUGCAGCGUCACUGGCCGACGACACCGCCUCAGUCACUGCCACUGCAUUCACGACCGCCUCGGGUAAGGAUAAGCCCAAGAGUGCGCCGCGGAAGAAGCACAUUCCAUGCACCUACGAUGGUUGCGACAAGAUGUUCAGCCGCCCUGUCCAUCUCCAAAACCACCUAAACUCACACUCCGGCGAGCGACCGCACGCCUGCAGCGAGGAGGGUUGCGAUAAAGCAUUUCUCAAACGUGAACACCUUGUGCGUCAUAUCCAGGAAAAGCAUGGCGACGAAACCUUUGUCUGCACCUACACUAUGCGAAAUCACGUCACGGGCGUGCUGGAGCCGUGCAAUAAGCAGUUCGCUUCAGCUCAAAAGUACAAGCGACAUUUUGCCGUCCACGAGGAGAAGGAGGAAACAACUUGCUCUUGGGAGAAUUGCAACAUGGUUUUUCGCAAGCAGGAGACGCUCCAGCGUCAUAUCAAGAAGGAUCAUCUGCACGAGGAUUCGUAUAUGUGCUCACGUACCACGACAGAUGGAGAAGCGUGUGGACAAUUCUUCCCGACCCCAGGUCUUCUAAGAAGCCAUAUUCACCGCGAGCACGAACCGCCAAAACACUACUGCAAGAUCUGCACUUGUGCCGCCAAUCCGCUGACCGAGCAGGAUGUCCUGCCAGUGGUGAAGAACGAACUGGAUCCGGAAUUCCUGCCUCCUCCAGAAGACACGCUGUCCUAUCGCGAUGGUCUCGAAUCCGGCGUCAUGCAGAACCUCAGCCUCAACGAUAACCCUAUCAUGCUGCCCGCGGAGGCCAUUGUGAGCUUCCUGACUUACCACGAGCUUCAGCGUCACAUGACUCUCGUGCAUCCGCCAACUUGUAAUGAAUGCGGAAAGAAGUGCAAGACCCCCAAGGAUCUCGCCGCUCACAUCGACAUUCACCAUACCCCUGAUGGCGAGCGUGUUGAGCUUGAGAAGAAAUUCGUGUGCCCGCGAGAGGGUUGCCCUCGUGCCGUCCUUGCAAAUGGUUUUCAUAAGAAGGGAAACAUGGCGGCCCAUGUGAAGACGGUUCACGACGGGAAGAAGAAGUUCAUCUGCGGCGAGUUCGAUCUUAGUGGUAAUGAAAAGGUCGAUCGGUGGAAUGGAAAGGGCUGCGGAGCCGGACUUACCACCAAGCACAGUCUCAUCAAUCACAUUCGGACGCAGCAUCUGGGAAUCCCGAUCUCCGAGAAGUCUACGGGCAACAUCGUCGCCCGUCCCAAACGUGGCAACCGAUCGGCCAUGUCCCAGCAGAGCCGAGGAGGAGCUCAAGGCCAAGUUGAGACUGAGGACGAAAGCGAGGAUGAUGAUGAAGUUGACGGAGAGGUUGACUAUGACCAAAUGGAUGUCGAUCAGCCCAGCAAGAAGCCAAGCGUUGCCCUCGCGAUGUUGACUGGAUCUGGAUACCACGAGCUGCGACCUAUUGCCUGCUUGACCAAUGGCUGCCAGGUGAGAUUCAAUACGGUGUACGAGCUGAGCUUCCACCUGGAGCUCACGCAUGGAUGGAACGUCGACGACAUCAACGAAGCUACCGGGCGCGGAGAUGCGGGAUUCCUUUCGAGCGAGGAAUUGCAGAAGCGAAACUCGGGGGACAACGUGGGCUCUGGGCGCGACGAGACGGAACUUCUCUCGAACAGUGAACUCACCCGACGGGAACUGGAAGCCAGUGGCCCCAUCAACCCGCAUCUGGCUUGA